This is a messenger RNA of Fragaria vesca subsp. vesca, 1107 nucleotides long. RefSeq lists its product as uncharacterized. Gene Ontology annotation, cellular component: nucleolus; small-subunit processome. The transcript has 7 exons. NCBI's taxonomy places the organism in Eukaryota, Viridiplantae, Streptophyta, Magnoliopsida, Rosales, Rosaceae. The coding region runs from base 58 to 588 and encodes 176 amino acids. The record is from RefSeq and is a predicted model, not a curated record. Gene Ontology annotation, molecular function: RNA binding.
GUUCGUGUUCUUGAUGGUGCUUUUUUGUUGAAAGCCUUCCGUCCUCCAGCGACAAGGAUGGAAGGAGCUUUGGCAAUGGUGAAGUCAUCUUUAGAGAAAUAUGGCAUUUCUUGCACGCUGGAUCUGAUUAACCGUACCUUGACUAUAUCGACAACUGAAGCAAGCAAAGAGUACCCGGAUGCUUUUGAGAAGGCUAGGCAUCUUUUGCAACUUUUGACAACAACCAAUGUCCCACCAGCUCUGGCAAUAGAUCUAGCACUGAAUGGCAAGCAGCAUGAAUUCAUCGAGAUAGGAUUUCAAGAAGGUGGGCUUUGCUCGAUGUAUGGGAUCAAGAAGGAACAGUAUUGUAAACGGCUGAAAUGGCUCACUCGUUCUGUUAAGGGGAUUAGAGAAUUGACGGGCUGUGAUGAUAUCUACUGUUCAGCUUCAGGAGGCACUAUUACUGCUGUGAGUCCAUCUCGUGCGGGAUUGGUGGCGUUCAGAAAGGUAGUGUUGACCUGCAUUGUUGAAGAUACGGAUCCUGCGUAUUUUAUAAGGAAAGCGUCGACACGGAAACUGAAGAAGAGCAUCAAGCGUUUGCUAGCCUGAACUUGUCUGGAUGUUUUGAAUCUAUUCUAACAGUGUCAUGUACUAUCUCUCUAGGUCUUUCAAAACGAAUUGUUCAGUCACGUUAGUUUUUUUAGUUUCCUUCUCUCAAUGUACGCAAACCACUACUACUAAGGGCAACUCUAGUUAAACGCAGAAGAAAAACAGAAACAGGGCCCUCUCUGAUCAAAACCCUCUUCCCCUUCUUUUGUGCCUAGAUUUAGAUCUGUCUGGAUCUAGAUCGAAGGCUUGAGAGUGGGGGUGGGGGUGGUCUUGGAGCCGUUGCAGCCAUUUUGUGUUUGUUUACAGCCACUUUGUGUUGAUCUUUUGCACAAUGGAGGACAGAAAAUGUAAUUGAGAAGUGAAACAUUUCACAUUGCAUGAAUUUGAGCUUCAGACAACGGCAAGGUAAAACCAAUGUCUGAAGGAGCACAUCAGAUAAAGCUAAAAACAAAAACCAUCGUCGCGAUGAAAAUAACUAUUUUUUCGAAUGAAUUGAGAUAACGGAGACAGAUAGAAAAA